Messenger RNA from Nematolebias whitei (Rio pearlfish), 2681 nucleotides. It is a transcript of the gene nfatc1, whose product is annotated as nuclear factor of activated T cells 1. The transcript has 10 exons. Gene Ontology annotation, cellular component: transcription regulator complex. The coding region runs from base 22 to 2565 and encodes 847 amino acids. Gene Ontology annotation, biological process: calcineurin-NFAT signaling cascade; cytokine production; regulation of transcription by RNA polymerase II. NCBI's taxonomy places the organism in Eukaryota, Metazoa, Chordata, Actinopteri, Cyprinodontiformes, Rivulidae. Gene Ontology annotation, molecular function: DNA-binding transcription factor activity, RNA polymerase II-specific; RNA polymerase II cis-regulatory region sequence-specific DNA binding; transcription factor binding. The record is from RefSeq and is a predicted model, not a curated record.
AUCCCAGAGUCUGAAGUCGACAUGAAGUCUGCAGAGGAAGAUGCGUAUGGCUUCACGCCAAACAUCAGUCUGUCCCUCCCCCUGGGGAGCCCCUGCCUCCCCUCUCAGUACCACAGCCUCCAGUCCGGUCCCUCCAUAUCCGUCUCGGUCGCCGAGCCUCAGGGCUUCGACUCCCCAGAAGAGCUGAGGACCACCGGCUUCUACUCUGGGGUCCGCCCGAACGGGGCCCCGACCCUGGAGAGCCCUCGCAUAGAAAUCACGGCCUACAGUCAGUUCCCCGAGGAGGAGGUGGAGGGGAGCAGCCUCCCCGUUGCCAAGCGAGUCAACUCCAUCAUGACCCUGACCCUCCCCAGCGCCGAUGGUUACCGCGACCCGAGCUGCCUGAGUCCGGCCAGCAGCGUGUCGUCACGCAGCGGCCUCUCCGACGCUUCCUACGAGUCCGGCUUCUCCUACAACUACGACAACUCGCCCCAGAACUCCCCCUGGCAGUCCCCCUCUCUGUCCCCCAAAGGUUCCACCCUCGCCCUGCCAGGUGAGGGCGGAGCCUCCGGUGGCUCCCCUCGUCACUCCCCCUCCACCUCCCCUCGUGCGAGCGUCACGGACGACACCUGGAUGGGGCCCCGCGGCUCCAGGCCCAGCUCCCCCUGUGGAGCCAAGAGGAAGUACAGCUUCAACGGCAGCGAAGGGUCGCACAAGAGCUUCCUGUACUCCCCCACCCACUCCCCUGGCCCGUCCCCUCAGACCUCCCCCCGCCUCAGCGUGACGGAGGAGAGCUGGCUGCCCAACACCAACCAGUACACCAACUCCGCCAUCCUGGCAGCCAUCAACGCCCUGACCACAGACGGGGACCUGGGAGACGGGAUCCCCAUAAAGGCCAGGAAGACGAGCCUGGACCACAGCCCCACGGUGAGCCUGAAGGUGGAGCCCAGAGGCGAGGACCUGAGCCUGAGGGACCUCUGUCAGGAUGAGGUCUCUGCGAACCGACUGACCCUCAAGAAGGAGGGUUUCUGUGGGGGCUUCCUGGAUGUUCCACAGCCCCCGUACUCCUGGUCCAAACCUAAACCCCACAUCAGCCCGGCUCUGCCGGCUCUGGACUGGCAGCUGCCGUCCAGCUUGGGUCCGUACAGCCUGCAGAUCGAAGUCCAACCCAAGUCCCACCACCGGGCCCACUAUGAGACGGAGGGCAGCCGGGGGGCAGUGAAGGCGCUGGCAGGAGGACACCCGGUCGUCCAGCUUCACGGCUACAUGGAGAGCGAGCCGCUGACCCUGCAGCUCUUCAUCGGCACCGCCGACGACCGGCUGCUGAGGCCCCAUGCCUUCUACCAGGUCCACCGCAUCACGGGCAAGACGGUGUCCACACCGAGCCACGAGGUCCUGCACAACAACACCAAGGUUCUGGAGAUCCCGCUGCUGCCGGAGAACAACAUGCGGGCCAUAAUCGACUGCGCUGGAAUCUUGAAGCUGCGGAACUCCGACAUCGAGCUGAGGAAGGGCGAGACUGACAUCGGUCGGAAGAACACGCGUGUGCGGAUGGUUUUCAGAGUCCACAUCAACCAGUCCACCGGCAGGACGGCGUCCCUGCAGGUUGCAUCCAACCCCAUCGAGUGCUCCCAGAGAUCGGCCCAGGAGCUGCCGCUGGUGGACAAGCAGAGCCUGGAGACGGGUCCGGCCUCCGGGGGGGACAGGAUGCUCCUGCACGGCCUCAACUUCCAGCACGACUCCAAGGUGGUGUUCGUGGAGAAGGCUCAAGAUGGACACCACCUGUGGGAGGCAGAAGCCAAGGUGGAGAGCGACGCCUCCAGACCCAACCUGCUGCUGGUUGAAGUCCCUCCCUUCAGAACCCAGCGCCUGUCCGGUCCGGUCCACGUCAGCUUCUACGUCUGCAGCGGCAAGAGGAAGCGGAGCCAGUACCAGCGCUUCACCUACGUCCCUGCAGCAGUCCCGACGAUAAAGGCGGAGCCUCACGACGACUUCGACGCCCCCCUGGUGUGCGCCCGCCACGCCUCUGGCCCGUCCCUGCACUCGAAGCCCUUUCACCCCCCUCUGGACGUGACCCCAAUGAUCUCGGACCUCCGAGCUGCAGUGGGCGGGGCUUACUCUGUCAGCCAGCAGAGGCCGGCCCCCAAGCCAUCCUCGCUGACCCCCUCUCCGAGCACCAGCCCCAAACUUCACGACCUGUCUCCGUCACUGUUCUCCAAGUGCCUCCACCAGCCAGGCCCUCCGCCUCAGGUCCCUCAUGUGUCCAUCAUCCAGGAGACUCCGGGGCGGUACCAGCCCCCAGAUCUCCUCCCACCCAGCAGCUCUUCUCCUCCUGCAGCCUCCUCGCAGCCCUCCACCCCAACCGACACCUCCUUCUCGUCACCUCAGCCGGGCGGUCCAGAAUCCCACCAACUCCCCAAGGAGCCAGAGAGGAGCCGGACCUCUCUGCAGGAGGAUGGCAGUCCCCCAACUCUGACUAUCAGCAUCAAACAGGAACCACAAGAACUGGACCAGGUCUACCUGGAUGAUGUCAACGAGAUCAUCAGGAACGACCUGUCCAGCAUCUCCGUCCACAGCCAUGCCUAGAACCCCCCCGACCCGACCUGAACAGAACCGACGCAGGAAGUGAGAGGAUCGUUUGAACCGUUCGACCUGUGUCAGACUACAGCGAGCUGUAAAUAAUGUGCUCCACCUCCAGCUUC